Molecule: messenger RNA, 528 nt
Organism: Papilio polytes (common Mormon)
Lineage: Eukaryota; Metazoa; Arthropoda; Insecta; Lepidoptera; Papilionidae
Gene: Lamtor5
Product: ragulator complex protein LAMTOR5 homolog
Exons: 1
Coding region: 156-428 (90 amino acids)
Biological process (GO): positive regulation of TORC1 signaling; cellular response to amino acid stimulus
Cellular component (GO): lysosome; cytoplasm; Ragulator complex
Molecular function (GO): guanyl-nucleotide exchange factor activity
Source: RefSeq, a predicted model, not a curated record
ACAGUGACAGCUGACAGCGAACAGAAAAGCUGCGCGAAGCGUAUUGUUAUGUCAAUUUGUCAAAUAAGUUGUUUUAUCGAUUAAAACAAAACAAGGGAAAGCCAUCUUUGUUGAAGCAAAAUAUCUAAUAAACAAAACUGUAAAGUUACACUACCAUGGAGAAGGAUCUGGAUAAAGUUGUGGACGAAAUAAUGGCUACACCUCAAAUAAACGGAUGCAUAGUUGCUGAUCAUCAAGGGCUUUGUCUCGCAGCUAAAGGUACUGCGCAUGUGGAUUCUGCGGGAAUUAUCGUGGCUAUAUCAGAACAAGCUUGUAAGAUACACCCUAAUUUGAAGCCGCCCACGGUCUGCUUGGAGACAGAUAAAAAGUUAUGCCUGGUACAACGACACGGCACUAUAACCGGAGCCAUUUUCAAGCUUAGGACAUAAGUUGUUAUUUAUAUUAAGUUUAAAUUAAUAAUGUUUAUUUGUAAAAAAAUGUUUAUAAUAUAUUUUAAUUAAGUUAUAAUAAAGGCAUGAUUAUUUAUUU